Arachis duranensis is the source of this 1980-nucleotide messenger RNA. RefSeq lists its product as uncharacterized. The coding region runs from base 1 to 1980 and encodes 659 amino acids. The record is from RefSeq and is a predicted model, not a curated record. Gene Ontology annotation, molecular function: protein dimerization activity. The transcript has 6 exons. Lineage: Eukaryota; Viridiplantae; Streptophyta; Magnoliopsida; Fabales; Fabaceae.
AUGGCGGCGUUGGAGAAUAUGGCUGCUGCUAUACAAGCCACUGCGGAGGCUCUUGGACAACAGAUAAACAAUAAUGCCAAGGAGUUGGAGUUACUGCAGCUGAAGCAAGGUGCUAUGUCCGUAUCUGAGUAUACAGACAAAUUUGAGGAGCUAUUCAGGUUUUCCCGCAUGUGUCAAGGAGCUCCGGGAGACUUCGAGGAAUGGAAAUGCAUUAAGUAUGAAGGAGGGCUCUGGAGCGACAUCUUAAGUUCAGUGGGACCAAUGGAGAUUCGAACUUUUUCAGAGUUGGUGAAUAAGAGCAGAAUUGCUGAAGAGUGUAUGAAGAGGAUGGUUGCAGAGAAACCUGAUGGUGCGAGUGGUGAUGCUUUUGUAAAAGAGGGCUUUUCAAAUUGGAAAAAGAAGGAGCGAUUACAAACACAUGUUGGAAAUCAUGAUAAUCAAGCUAAAAAAGAUUACCGAACUCACUUAACAGCAACAAUUGAGUGCAUUAGGUUCUUAUUGCAACAAGGAUUGGCAUUUCGUGGUGAUGAUGAAUCACACAAUUCAAACAAUCAAGGUAAUUUUUUGGAGCUUCUUGACUUUCUUGCUCAACAUAAUACAGAGAUUGAUCGUGUUUUCAAAAAUGCUCGUGGAAACCUUAAACUAGUAGCACCUAAAAUUCAAAAAGAUAUUGUUAGAGCUGCUGCAAGUGAAACUAUUAAAGUUAUUAUUGAUGAUCUUGGAGAUAAUUUAUUUGCUGUUUUAGUUGAUGAAGCUCGAGACAUUUCUGUUAAAGAGCAAAUGGCUGUUUGUUUGCGGUAUGUGAAUAAAGAAGGAAUUGUAAUGGAGCGAUUUCUUGGCCUUGUCCAUGUUUCUAGCACAAAUGCGUUGUCGUUAAAAGUAGCUUUGGAAUCUUUAUUAGCAAAGCAUAGUUUAAGCUUAGCAAGAAUACGUGGACAAGGUUAUGAUGGAGCUAUUGGAGCUUCUUGUAAACGUAAAGACAUGCUUCGUGAAAGUCAAAUGCAAAAGACAAUUGUUGCAUUACAAAACGGAGAUGUUUCUAGUGGGCGUGGCUUAAAUCAAGAAACAACAUUGAAAAGGGCAGGUGAUACUCGAUGGGGCUCACAUUAUGGUACAAUACUUAGAGUUACUAAUGAGUUGUCUCAAGCUCUACAAAGAAGUGAUCAAGACAUUAUAAAUGCUAUGACAUUGGUUAAAGUAUCCAAGCAACGAUUGCAAAGUAUAAGAGACGAUGGUUGGUCCUCUUUGCUCAAUGAAGUUUCACUAUUUUGUGAUAGUCACAAUAUUCUUGUUCCAAAUAUGAAUGAGAUAUUUGUAACACAAGGAAGAUCAAGGCGCAAAAUCCAAAAAGUCUCAAACUUGCAUCAUUUUCAAGUUGAAUUAUUUUAUCAAGUGGUUGAUAGACAACUUCAAGAGUUCAACAAUCGACAACUUCAAGAGCUUAACAAUCGUUUUAUAGAGGUAAAUACCGAGCUACUUCUAUAUAUAGCUUGUUUGAAUCCAAGUGACUCGUUUUUUGCAUUUGAUAAGGAGAAGUUGCUUCGUUUAGCUGAAUUUUAUCCACGUGAAUUUUCUUCUACUCAACUUUUGGCACUUGAUAGUCAACUUGAGAAUUUUAUAUUGGAUAUGCGUCUUGAUGAUCAAUUCUCAAAUAUAAAUGGAAUCAGUGGACUAUCUCAAAAAUUAGUUGAGACAAAAAAGCAUGUUGUUUAUCCAUUGGUGUUUCUUCUAUUGAAAUUAGCUUUGAUUCUACCUGUGGCAACGGCAUCAGUUGAGAGAACAUUUUCUGCUAUGAAUAUCAUAAAGAGUCGACUUCGUAAUCGAAUGGGAGAUGAGUGGUUAAAUGAUUGUUUGGUUACAUAUAUAGAAAGAGAGACAUUCAAUCAAGUUGAUAAUGAAACAAUUAUUCAACAUUUUCAAAAUAUGAAAACAAGAAGAAAAGUACCUUCAAGAUUUGAAGCGAAGAAAGUUAGCGGCUAA